Molecule: messenger RNA, 615 nt
Organism: Insectozyma verbasci
Lineage: Eukaryota; Fungi; Ascomycota; Pichiomycetes; Serinales; Debaryomycetaceae
Source: the annotation of a GenBank genome assembly
AUGUCAAAUACAACUACAACUACUACUAAAACUACAGAUAAAGACUCAAAUGAUAAUAAACCAGUAAUAGGAUUAAGUGGACGUAAUAUAGUAUACGAUAAAGAUGGUAAACCGUGAGUAAAUUUAUCAAUUUGUUUGGUUUUUUAAUGGCAAAUAUUAACUAAUAUUAGGUGUCGUACUUGUAAUACAUUAUUAGAUUUUCAAUUUGCAAUGGGUAAGAAACCAGUAAUACCACAUGAACCAAAAGAAGUUAAAAAGGAGAAAUUAUCAGGUUAUACAAAAGAUUAUCCACCAGAUGUUUCAGAAUUGGGUAAAUCAUCAUGGACUUUAUUACAUUCAAUAGCAGCAACAUAUCCCGAAAAUCCAACAGAUCAACAACAAAAAGAUUUGAAACAAUUUAUUAAUUUAUUUUCUGGCUUUUAUCCAUGUUGGUAUUGUGGUGAAGAUUUUAAAAUAUAUAUCAAAAAGAAUGAAAUUGAAACAAAAAAUCAAGAUUUAUUUGGUAAAUGGUUAUGUAAUGCACAUAACGAAGUAAAUAAGAAAUUAAAUAAACCAGUGUUUAAUUGUGAAUUAUGGAAGAAAAGGUGGAAAGAUGGAUGGGAUGAAGAAGAAUAG